Molecule: messenger RNA, 699 nt
Organism: Pseudoliparis swirei
Lineage: Eukaryota; Metazoa; Chordata; Actinopteri; Perciformes; Liparidae
Gene: shld3
Exons: 2
Coding region: 1-699 (232 amino acids)
Biological process (GO): positive regulation of double-strand break repair via nonhomologous end joining; positive regulation of isotype switching; negative regulation of double-strand break repair via homologous recombination
Source: RefSeq, a predicted model, not a curated record
AUGGCCGAUGUGGUUCUGCACUAUGGUCCUGGAUCUGCUGCUGGACUCGGUCUGUUGGAGAGGACCGAGAAGCUCCUGGAGUCUUUCCCCUGCAGGACUCCGCCGGUCUUCUCUCCGUGGUUCACCGACCGCCACCCGCCCAUCAGGCCGGCCAGACCGGCUCCCGUCAUCGUCUGGCCUGCCGGUUCCCGCGUCGACCGGCCGCGGGAACCAGAAGUUCCUCGCCCCGCUGCCGACAGGUGUCGUGACACGCCACCGCCUGGAAACCCACCGAAACCCGAAGAUGAGACGGGACACAAAGAUGGCGUCCCCCCCGCCACGGACUCGCCGCUCAAGCGCUCGUGGAGCGUGUUCUUUCAGAGAGGAGGUCUGCAGGCGGAGACGCUAUCCAAACCGUUCCGGCACGCGGUCUCGGUGCACCGGCUCCACCUGCACCAGAGGGCCAAGUGGGUGAUCGGGAAGCAGAACUGUGGGGGGGCCAGAGACAUCGAGCAGGUGUGGCGUAAUCUGAGCCGGUGCUCCCGGAGCUCCGACCUGCCGACGUGCAACGCUACCAUCCGACGUGACCGGGCUGAGGUCUGGGUGUUCUGUGACGUGGGCCGAUCGGAGCAGGUGGGCCGCUUCCUGAACAAGGAGCUGCAGCUGUCGGGGGGAAUCGAACUGUCGGUCCACGGCCGGGGGAACGUCUUCAGCUUGUAG